This is a messenger RNA of Toxotes jaculatrix (banded archerfish), 915 nucleotides long. Its product is annotated as cytochrome c-b. Gene Ontology annotation, cellular component: mitochondrial intermembrane space. Bases 159 to 476 code for a protein of 105 amino acids. The record is from RefSeq and is a predicted model, not a curated record. Gene Ontology annotation, molecular function: heme binding; electron transfer activity. The transcript has 3 exons. Gene Ontology annotation, biological process: mitochondrial electron transport, cytochrome c to oxygen; mitochondrial electron transport, ubiquinol to cytochrome c. NCBI's taxonomy places the organism in Eukaryota, Metazoa, Chordata, Actinopteri, Toxotidae.
UCAUUGACCAGCGUGAUGAAACAGGUCAGCUGACUGAUGACGUGAAGCCCGUGCAACUUCACCAGGAGGAAGCACAUUUGUGAAUCAGCAGCGGGACCGAGUCCGAGGAAUUUAAAGUCUCGACAAGUCGGUUGAAUACAUAUCAAGAAAAGAGAAACAUGCCUGGAGACAUUAACAAAGGCAAGAAGGCAUUUGUCCAAAAGUGUGCCCAGUGCCAUACUGUGGAGAAUGGUGGAAAGCAUAAGGUUGGGCCCAACCUCUGGGGUCUGUUUGGACGUAAAACAGGCCAGGCAGAGGGCUACAGCUAUACUGAUGCCAACAAAAGCAAAGGCAUCAUCUGGGAUGAGGAAACCCUGAUGAUUUAUUUGGAGAACCCCAAGAAAUACAUUCCAGGAACAAAGAUGAUCUUUGCUGGCAUCAAGAAGAAGAAUGAACGUGCUGACCUUAUAGAAUAUCUCAAGUCAGCAACUUCGUAAAGAACACUUUAUCCACCUAUCUUUGUCACUUUUUGUGUCUUGACAAACUGCUCAAGAGGCCAGGACGUUGUCAUUGUUUCAAAACCAGUUAGAACAACAAGCAAUCUGAGUGGUGUUGGCAUAGGUUGCCAUCUUUGUUGCAGCUGUAACUCCUCCAUUGUGGUGGAGGAAAUGAAAUUCCCUGGUUUUAACAGGUUCCUUUUCUAACAUAAAUUAUCAAACCAUAUACUGUGUAUUCCGAAUCUAGGGACUGAAAACUGUGUUUGCUAAGUGACUGUCAUCCAGUAUUUUGUUCCUCGAUAGUUUCAUAGGUUCUAAUUAAGUUGUCUUAAUAAUUUUCUGUUCCAAGAAUAAACAUGCUUCUUUGCCUCUGAGUUUAUGAUACCUCAACUGUUCUUUUAUUGUGUGAUAUCUGAAUUUGAAUAAAACUGACAUUCAA